AAAAGUAAGGUUAGCAACAAAACGCACAGCAGCACGUAAACAAGUCUACAAGUUGUGACCGGAAAUUAACAGCCUACUGUCUAUACAUCAAAUACAUAUUUAUUCCAGACUCUGACAUUGCUCGUUCGGAUAUUUCUUAAUAUCUUUAUUUCAAUGUUUUGGAUUUCUGUGUAUUGUUUUGUAUGUUAGGUAUACUGCACUUUUGGAACUAGAAACAUAAGUAUUUCGCUGCAUCUGCAAAAUACUGUAUGUGUACGCGACCAAUAAAAAUAUUAUUCGAUUUGAUUUAAGCUUGCUGUAUCACCAGCUUGCAAAGCUUCCAUUCAAAGUCUGAUCACGUGAAAAAGAAGUGACGGGGAGGGAUUUAAUGACGUACUUCUACACAUCCGCCAAUCACAGCCUUUGUUUUGCGACUUCCCUUUCGAUGAAAACCAUUCUGUCAUGUCGCUGUAGCGUUCAGUGUGGCACUGCUUGGCGGCGAGGAAUGUAACAAUCAUGCGAAACAUGUGUCGGGGUAUAAGUAUAUCACAACGAUUUUUAUUUAUUCACUAGAAAAAUACAUUCACUAUGGCAAAAUAGUAUCCCUGUUAACACAGAAGAGCCGCAAAGUCACUGUCGAGACCGCGAGGUUUUUAAUCGGGGGAGGGCAACUAUUAGCUUGUGAAGCUAACGUUACAUAUACUCGUUUUUGCAACUGACCUCUACCACAACACGGCGCAUUGGACUAGUGGUUAAUAAGUUACACAUUCCUUGUAGUCAGCCCUCCUACCAACCCAAAGUGGUGCCCUGCGUACGGGUCCUGUGAAUAUGAGACAGAAUGAGUCAGAGAGAUACCCUGGUUCAUCUGUUUGCUGGAGGGUGUGGGGGAACGGUAGGAGCAAUCCUGACCUGUCCCCUGGAGGUGGUGAAGACCAGACUACAGUCAUCCCACAUCACACUCUACGUGUCUGAGGUGCAACUCAGUACCGUCAAUGUGCCCAGCGUAGCACGCAUGUCCCCUCCAGGACCUCUACACUGCCUCAAGUUGAUUCUUGAGAAAGAAGGAGCCCGCUCCCUGUUCAGGGGCCUGGGGCCUAACCUAGUGGGCGUGGCCCCCUCCAGAGCCAUCUAUUUUGCUGCAUACUCCAGUGCCAAAGAGAGAAUGAAUGGAGUGUUUCAGCCAGACUCUACACAGGUCCACAUGGUGUCUGCUGGCUUGGCAGGGUUCACAGCCAUCACAGCUACCAACCCUAUCUGGCUCAUCAAGACUCGCAUGCAGCUGGACUCCAGGAACCACGGGGAGAAGCCCAUGAAUGCGUUUGAGUGUUUGCGGCGGGUAUACCAGACAGAAGGCCUGCGAGGGUUCUACCGGGGAAUGUCAGCGUCCUACGCUGGAAUCUCAGAGACUGUGAUCCACUUUGUCAUCUACGAGAGCAUCAAGCGGCGCAUCCUGGAGGCCAAGGCCACGCAGCACAUGGACGAGGAGGAGGAGUCGUCCAAGGAUACCUCAGACUUUGUGGGGAUGAUGCUCGCCGCUGCCACCUCCAAGACCUGUGCCACAUCCAUCGCUUACCCCCACGAAGUGAUCCGGACCCGGCUACGGGAGGAAGGCACCAAGUACCGUUCCUUCUUCCAGACUCUGACCACGGUGCCCAAGGAAGAGGGCUACCGGGCGCUGUACCGCGGCCUCACCACCCACCUGGUGCGCCAGAUCCCUAACACCGCCAUUAUGAUGUGUACCUACGAACUAGUGGUCUACAUGCUAAACGGUUAAACUUUGUCCCUUGCCCUACGACCCCAGAUUAAACCCUAGAGAGAGAUGGGUCUAUGCCCCACGUUGGACCAAUGGCACAAAGAGACCCCCAAGAAACAGGAGAGGGACCAGGUACUCAUCUCUCACACCUCCAGUCCCUCCAUCCUGUCUAAAACGAAAGCAAAUUUUCCCAAAAGCACCCUGUUUUGGGAUGGGGGUUGGGUUUUCAGGGGUGAACGACACAGGAAGAGGGGUUGGUAGACAGGAAAUCACCUUUUAAAGGUGUUUAAAAAGAAGCAGUGUCAUUGAAAAUGAGUUCUUAGGAGCCCUUUCUCUCUCCUUUUCUUGCCCUCUCUUAUUGUCUCCUAAAUAAGCUUCUUUACAAGAGCAUAGCUUACUGGAGCAGGUACAGUGGGAGAACAUUUUAGUCUAACAAUUCUAAUCAUUUCUCUGGUUUGUGUGUCAAGGGGGCAGUAGAGUAGAGGUAAUAGAGGCCUGUUGAGUGCAGGGAGGUCUUAAGAAUUGGGCGAGGUGGAUAGGGGACGUGCCUUGCCUUGCGUGACAACUUCAACUGACCGGUAUAGAUGCACAAUAGUGAUGAGGAAGAGGAGCAAAGGUCAGAUCAGCCCUUGUUUCUGGAUCUCAUUAAACCACAGUUGGACCGCAGGCAUUCAGAACCACACACAGUGCUGGUCGGGUCCGCUUUGCACUCAGGACCAAGCCUGGUCCCCUCCACCCCAGGUCAGCAAGCUCACAGGUCAUCCCUACAGCCAGGUCUAACCUAACCUCUGUGACUGGCUGGCCCCGACUGGCUGGCCGGCCGGCCUUGACUAACACUAGAAGGCUUGAAACUGACUCAUACAGCAGUCUUUACAGUGUUCUCUUUGUGUGGAUGUUCUGUAAAGUGGGUGAUAGUAAGAACCUUUUGACCCACUCCCUCAUACCACCCAGACUGACCAGAAUCAUCCGCCAUUUUAAACUACUUGAAUGUUAAUCAACACAAGGAAUAACUAUGGGAGCAUUGUCUCACAUCAGAUGGCAACUUUGUGUAAAUAUUCUAAGAGAAAAUGCAUAAAAAGUUUACAAACUUAACAAGACAAUUAUAUGAAAUCGUAUGUCUUCAUAAGAUGUAACAUUGUUGCAUUUUUCUACCCAGUCAUGGGAGUUUAAACUGUUUUUUGGGAGAUUGGAGGGUGAACCUCAACCCCAAGGUUUGACCCCUUUGACAUACAGUAUUGAGUGACUCUUUCUGCACUUUUCUAUAGACCUUCUCCGACCUCCAGUUGCAUCUCUUCUUUCCCUGCCUCAGAAUCCACGUGUUACCGAUGAGACAAUCCUCUGUCCGGUGUUCACUUUGGGAAUAGAUGGAAUUCUCUUGUGUACGUGUGUGAAAUGCUACACGAUAAGGAGACCCUCUAUCGCCAUACUUUAUGCAGUAUAUGUGUUUUUACAAGUUGACUACAUUUGGAAAAAAAUGCAUAGUUUUUUGAUGCCUUGCCUUAAACAGAAAGAUGUCUACUUCUUUCGACUCUCUUUAUUUAGCUGGUUUUCCUGUUAUUUUCUGAUUGCUCUGUUUCAAAAUGACAAUGUUCAUCAUCUCCUUGUUUACAUUCAGUCUUGUGUAACCAUAGAGACGACCUUACCUACUGACCUUUCCCCACUCACAUGAUAUGAGCACGAAGCGCCUUCCCAGCACAUGUAAGCAUCACUGCAGCCAUUCAGUCAAAUAUCCACAGGUCACACUAAUGCUAGGAAUAAGGUUCAUACCAUGCUUACUGUUCCUUAAGAGAGGGGUUGCACAACCACAUUUUUAAGUUGCACCUGUAUUCGUCUGUCUGUCUCACUUGUCAUAAUUCAUGAUGUUAGAAACAUUCUAUUCUUAUUGACUUUAAAAUGUCAAUACAUUUACCAUUAAUUUGUAUUGGGUACAAAAUAAUCUGACACACAACCAAAACAAACAGCAAAUGCAUCACACAUUUAUAGUUAUAAUCUUGACGUAAUCAUUACGUGCUAUGAAUAUGGGGCCAAAUACUGAACUUUUUACUACACCUAAGUGCAUUUGUCCCAAUACUUUUGGUCCCCUAAAAUGGGGAGACUGCCAAAACAUGUGUCACUGUCCCAGUACUUGGAGCUCCCUGUAUAAUGAAUCUAUUUUUUAAUUGAUCCAUGAGGGCUGCCAGUUGCCCAUCCCUGACAUGUGCAUGUUUCUACUCUGGGUGUGCCAAUAACCAGAGACAUUUGGUACACUGUUCUUUCACAUGGGUUUGUUCUCAUCUUUCCCCUGAAUGUCUGAAUUGUGUGUUAGAGUGUGUUUCCGUUCCAUAUGAUUCUUGUCAUGCCCUUUUUUGUUUUGUAGGUGUGUCAGUCAUUAAUGGACUAACUGUUGUUCCUUUUCCAUUUGCUCAUGAGGUCUUUGACGAGCCUCCUAGAUGCGUGGCUGACUCUAUGCAUUCUUCUCACACCCCUGGUUUGUAAAACAAAUUUCCAUAAAUGGGAAAGGGUGCUCGGGCAUGUGUGGUUUGAUUGUUUCCAGAAAAUGUCUAACUUUUACCGGCAAGGAAAGAAACAGUUCACUAGUUUUUAUAACCAGCAGAUGGCAGUAUUGGCUUCAGGUGCCUGCAGCAAACUACCAAGUCCCUUAUAACAAACACACCCAAGUUUCCAUUUGUAUUAGUGGUAUGUACGGGAUACAUGGCAUACACCAUCCAACUAAAUGCUUAGGUGCAGGUUCUUUCUUCACAGUGCCACGAACAUAAAGUAAAUGGCUCCGUAAAAUAUUUGAUCAUAAGUAUAAUACAGGAAGGCACAAUUUAUAGUCCAAUAUGUGUUUGAGGGGCAGGUGUUUAAAUAAUGCAGUAUUUAGCGAUCAUGAUAAGAGUGUGACAGUGAGUCAGUCCAGUUGAAGUGGUGCUAAAAGAAUGACUCAUGGGUCUACUGAUGUUGUCAGCCAGACACUGAACAGAAAAACAACCCUCCUACAGCUCCAUACAUGUCCUUUCAGAGGAAUUACCUUCACACAAUACCCUCUACCACACGGUGGACGUGGAACGGCAGUGAGCUGCUCAUUUGUCUUUCAAUAAAGUCUACUUUCUUUCCAUU
This is a messenger RNA of Oncorhynchus mykiss (rainbow trout), 4831 nucleotides long. RefSeq names its product solute carrier family 25 member 36-A. Gene Ontology annotation, biological process: pyrimidine nucleotide import into mitochondrion. Gene Ontology annotation, cellular component: mitochondrion. The record is from RefSeq and is a predicted model, not a curated record. Gene Ontology annotation, molecular function: pyrimidine nucleotide transmembrane transporter activity. Lineage: Eukaryota; Metazoa; Chordata; Actinopteri; Salmoniformes; Salmonidae.